CCUUGUGACUUUGCACAUAGCUAGCUUCAUGUACAUAACAACAGUAUAUAAACCACAGUUAGUUAGCUAUCUUAAUACACUACAGCUCAGGAAUUGAUUGGAUCAUCUGUGGUGGUGGUAUUUGAUCUCCAAGAAAUUGAAGUAACCUUUUUGCAAGUGGAGGGAGCAAGCCAUGGAAGAUAUUAUAAAUAAUUCAUCUCUGUUCUGUCCUGGAACCAAUUCUAGUUUCUUGGAGAGGAGUUUUGUUAGUGUACUGGAAGAUGGGAACCUAACAACAACCACAAAUGCCUGUAACUGCACACAGUGGAACUUGGACACAGUGGAUGCUGAGCCGAUAGCCAUCAUUCGAAUCAUCACGUCCACUAUAAGUGUCUUUGGGUCAGCCUCGAUUAUACUCUCUGUCCUGUUGAGUGGAAAACUCAACAAAGCAGAAGUUCACCCUCUGUUCAUUCUCUCAGUGGCAGACUUUAUCCUGUCCAUACUGUGGAUGAUUGGGGGUGUGGUUUGGUUGAGUCCCGGUCAGGGAGGGUGGGCUAGGAACGAAUCAGACCCUCACACUGGGAUGUGCUAUGUUCUCGGGGUAUCAACCUCCAUGGCAGCCAUGGUGACCUACUUUCUGACACUCAUCUACGCUCAGAAUGCUCUGAUCAGAGUGAUAGAGAUGUACGUCAACAAAGGGAAGCUUUUGAGUGAGAAAGACAAGCGGAAAAAAUUUCGAUACUUCUUCACUCUUGCUGGCUACAUAUUGAGCUGGGUUCUGCCCCUGUUCAUCCUGAUACCAGCUAUGGAGAGCAUUGUAGGCAUUGAGAGUACCAACUAUGGCUGCUGGUGUGUGCCCGACUUCUUCAAUAUACGUCCAGAUGAUGGGCUUGAGGUGUCACAUUUUCAAAGCUACGCCAAGAUCCACGCGACUGUUCUUGGCUCCACCUUCCUCGUCUCUACGACCCUCAUAAUAACCUUGUAUAUACUGACAUUUGUGUUUGCCAGGAAGGUUAUGAGACUGCAACAAGAGAACAGUGUGUUGGUUGACGAGGGCAGAAACAAGAAACAGAUUAAGACAAUCAUUGCACGUCUUACAGCCUUUAUCCUCAUAUUUUUUAUUUGUGGACUACCCAUUAUUGCGGCUUGCAUUGACAUCUGGCACGAGGAUGAGAAGCUCCAUCUUGAUGAGCCUGUGGAUAGAGUUAUCCUCUACUUCCAUGCUAUUCUGGCUCCACUACAAGGCUUCCUCAAUGCGCUCGUGUACGGGUGGACAAGGAAGGAGUUCAGAAAAGCCCUCAGUGUAGGAGACAGGAUAAAGUCGUUGGGGAGAGGCUACCAGUCAGUGACUGGGAAAUCAGAGUACAACUCGGGUGGCAGUAUGAACUUGAAUCGUGCCAAUCCCACUUAACAUUUAGUGCGCUGCUCGACUGUGUGUACAUGAUUUGUGUGGUGUACAUACUAGCUGUAUACAUGUAUAGGUAUUUUAUUUUGUCAUAAUGUGUCUUUUUAUGUGAUUGAAACUUUUUUUAUAUAAACUA
Molecule: messenger RNA, 1520 nt
Organism: Halichondria panicea
Lineage: Eukaryota; Metazoa; Porifera; Demospongiae; Suberitida; Halichondriidae
Product: transmembrane protein 116-like
Exons: 11
Coding region: 173-1390 (405 amino acids)
Biological process (GO): adenylate cyclase-activating G protein-coupled receptor signaling pathway
Cellular component (GO): plasma membrane
Molecular function (GO): G protein-coupled receptor activity
Source: RefSeq, a predicted model, not a curated record